This is a messenger RNA of Trichomonas vaginalis G3, 1068 nucleotides long. Its product is annotated as vesicle-mediated transport. The coding region runs from base 1 to 1068 and encodes 355 amino acids. Gene Ontology annotation, cellular component: COPII-coated ER to Golgi transport vesicle; endoplasmic reticulum. NCBI's taxonomy places the organism in Eukaryota, Parabasalia, Trichomonadida, Trichomonadidae. The record is from RefSeq and is a predicted model, not a curated record. The transcript has a single exon.
AUGAGGAGUAGAACGAAUUCUGGAGGAAUAAUUGCUGUUCUUUCAGUAAUUUCGAUGGUAAUUCUUUUUAUUUUAAGAUUUCAAGCUUGGACAAACUCUCCUUUAACACAAAAAUUUGUCGUGAAUACUCCACAGCUACCAUUUAUUAAUAAUAGAAUUAUUGAUACAGAACAUCUUCCAAAAAUGGAUAUAAAUUUCGAUAUCAUGAUGAAACAUAUACCAUGCUCAUAUUUACAUGUUGAUGUUAUAGACAAUAUUAAAGAAUCAGAUGAAUCUUACGAAGGCCAUGUUAGAAUGGAAAGAUUUGAUGAAAAAGGAAAUCCUAUCUUAAAGAAAUCAUAUCCAAAGAAUUCUUCUGUUACAAAAGAUCCUGGAUAUUGUGGAAAUUGCUAUGGGCAGAAAUCUGGCUGCUGCAAUACUUGCAAAGAAGUUCGAAAAGCUUUCAAAGCUAAUAACAGACCGCCACCACCGAUCAUUCAUAUUCAGCAAUGUGUUGACGAAGGCUACAAAGAGGAAUUGAUCGCAAUGAAAGGUGAAGCUUGUAGAGUUCAUGGAACAUUAACAGUUCACAGAGCUCCAGGAACAUUUCACGUUGCUCCAGGAGAAAGCUACAAUAUAAAUGGCGAGCAUGAUCACUAUUACGAAGACCUUGGAAUUAAUAUUGACGAAAUGAAUUUCUCGCAUACGAUUAAUCAUUUCUCUAUUGGCAUGCCUACAGCUAAUUCAUAUUAUCCAUUAGAUGGACAUACAGAAAUCCAACAGAAAACAGGAAGAAUGAAAAUGAUAUACUUUUUACGUGCAGUCCCCAUCAAUUUAGACGGCCGCGUAUUCUCAUUUGGUGCUAGUAGCUAUCAGAACUAUAGAGGUAGUAACAGUACUAAGUAUCCUGGUGUUUUCUUCAGUUAUGACGUUUCUCUUAUCGGAAUUGUUAGUUCUCAGAAUUCAUCUUUGAUGGAUUUAGUUACCGAGUUGAUGUCCAUCCUUGGCGGUGUGUUUGCUAUUGCCACUUUCCUUGAUAUGUUGUCAUAUAGGUUAUAUCCAGACGAUUAUCUCCCAAAAAUUGAAUAA